Messenger RNA from Colletotrichum karsti, 1395 nucleotides. Its product is annotated as cre-bre-3 protein. Gene Ontology annotation, molecular function: beta-1,4-mannosyltransferase activity. The record is from RefSeq and is a predicted model, not a curated record. NCBI's taxonomy places the organism in Eukaryota, Fungi, Ascomycota, Sordariomycetes, Glomerellales, Glomerellaceae. The transcript has 6 exons. The coding region runs from base 1 to 1395 and encodes 464 amino acids. Gene Ontology annotation, cellular component: cytoplasm.
AUGUCUGAGAAAGAAUUAGAUGCCAAGAGGCACUUCCUCAGAGGAGGAAUCCCUCGCACAAGGAAGGACCUGUACACCACCAUCACAAAGUACAACUCGUACAUCUUUCCCUUUACGCUUGCAGCGACAUUCUUUACGCUCUGGAAGCUGGCCCAUGUCACACAUCACUAUGGCAACGCAGUAUCACCGAAUAACCAUUGGAACUGGGCCACAAUCUUCCAAACCGCAUUACUAGCGGUUGGCCUCAUUGCCCAGAUGCCACCUUACGUAUCUGUCAUCGGUCUUUGCAUGCCCAUGCGACCUGCAGCGAAUGCUCAAGCCCCGGUUAAGCGCGACUUCCGCAGUCUAAGGGUGUGCCUGGUGACCAAAGGCACGAACUUUGAUACCGUUAUGAGAGCAACUCGAGCCUGGGCUCAGCUUCAGAACAUCCCCGGUGUGCGGUUCCAUGUCGUCCUCGAUGACGAGAAGAGGGAAGUGCAGUUCCGUCAGGCGCUGCCGUCCUUCGUUCAGAUCAUCGUGGUCCCGUCCGCCUUUACUCCCAACAAGGCCAAGUACAAGGCCCGCGCUCUUGAGUUCUACCGCCGGAACCAGCAGUUGAGCAGCCGCGACUGGGUUCUCCACCUCGAUGAAGAGUCGAUGAUUGAUGCGGAUGUCAUGGAUUCAUGCAUCGACUUCAUCACACGAAGUGACCUUGAUGUUGCCAUGGGUACUUUGCACUACAACGACGUGAACCACUGGAAGAACGGCUUCCUAACGACGGCCGAGACGCUCCGCAGCCAAGAAGACUUUGGAAAGUUUUCCUUCUCUGUCCGGACACGGAACAAGCCCAUGCUCGGUUGGAUGCACGGCUCAUGGAUCGUCAUCAACGGAGCCGUCGAAAACGCCGUGACUUGGGACACCGACUGCCAGGCCGAGGACUUCUGGUUCGCAUAUAACUCUUCGGCCAAGGGGUACCGGUUCGGCUGGAUCUGGAACACCGUCCACGAGCAACCGAAUGAAACCUUCCACGACUUCUGGAAGCAGCGUAGGAGAUGGUACACGGGAAUUCUCUCCAUCCCCAGCAUCGUCGUUCAAAUCUCGCUGGUCCUCGGCGUCAUCGGAGAAUUCGUGUACUGGAUUGGACCUGUCUACACGUCCCUCGGUGGUGCCUUCAUCAUCCCCAAAUGGCUUUACAUCUGGGGCUUGUGGCAUCUUUCCGUCGAUACUCAUAGUCUCAUGGUUGCAUCGUUCAUGCAAGACCUCACGGCACCAGCUGGGGUGACCUGGUUGCAGACGGUUCAACAUGCUCUCCAGACGAUCAUCCUGGCGCCGUUCGUACGACUUGUUCAAGUUGCUGCGCUUUUGACUUGUGUUUUCAAGCCCGCGAAAGGGUUCGAUAUUGUUUCGAAGAUCUAA